Messenger RNA from Micropterus salmoides (largemouth bass), 15589 nucleotides. It is a transcript of the gene wnk1b, whose product is annotated as WNK lysine deficient protein kinase 1b. Gene Ontology annotation, biological process: positive regulation of sodium ion transmembrane transporter activity; protein phosphorylation; intracellular signal transduction. Gene Ontology annotation, cellular component: cytosol; cytoplasm. Lineage: Eukaryota; Metazoa; Chordata; Actinopteri; Centrarchiformes; Centrarchidae. Gene Ontology annotation, molecular function: chloride channel inhibitor activity; protein serine/threonine kinase activity; potassium channel inhibitor activity. The record is from RefSeq and is a predicted model, not a curated record.
GGAUUAACAGUGGGUGAUUUGACGCGGCACGUCGGCGUGAAAGCCCUGCCGUCGCGUUGUCGAGUCAUCGCCAGAGAAGAGCAGAGAGCAGACGGUGCAGCCGUCUGAUGGCUUGAAAACGGGGAAUAACUGUGGUUCACAGCGGAUUAAUUGCACCACACAAGCCAAGAGGAGCGGAACCGCGGCCACUGGAGCGGCCUGGGUGUUGAUACGGAUGAGGAUACGGCAUCUUUGAGUUAGAGCGUUGCCUCUUUUGGCUGCGGUAGCAGACCCGGACACAGACAACACAGAGACAGACAUAAAGAAGUACCAGAGCCGCCGCGACACCAGCGAGCGAACUUGGCUUCUCUGCCCUGUGGGAGGUGUCAUUCUGUCGGCUGCGAGUCGCUGCACGUACCGCUCACCGCGGCGCUUGUUCGGCCCUUUAAAAAAAAAAAGAAGGAUAAGGCUGCAGCUAAGUUAUGUUUUUGUAAAUAGCUUAUUUUUUCGGGGUUUUCAGCAACCAACUGUGGCUUUAAUGUGACGCACUAUACUGACACUUUGGAGCUUUGUAAAUCGGAGCGGACUCCCACUGCAGAGGAGUUAAAGGCGUUUAAAUCAAGUUUUUACCUUCAUUUUUCUGCGGUACCACUACAGCCCACACCGAUGUAAUAGGGACAAGGGCCAAAGCAGACUAAGCUGGCCUAGGCUAGGCCUACCUAGCCUUCUGUCUGGAUUUACCAGACGGGCCAGCAACUUCUACAGGGAGCCCUAUCUUCAGCGAGCAGUGGGGGGCUUCAUCCUAUUCUUACACAAACUGCACCAGAGCUCAAGUCAAGCUGAAACUGGAUUGGAUUUCAGUCAUAUUUCAUCUUAUCAGCCUGGGGGAGGCCAUACUGGUCUGUUGGAACUCCAGUUCGUCCAUGUUGUUGUCAUCCCUCUCUGGAUGUUGCUAUCGGGAUGGAUUCGGGUGUUAAUUUGACGGUUGUCACCUCAUUGCAGUGCUUGCACCCCCCCUCCAUUGACUGCCUCUCGUCCCCUCCCUCCCCAGUCUUUAAGAGAAAGCCCCUUCCUCUCUCCUGGGGCUUCCCUGAUUACAGAAGAACAGAAGGACCUUGUAGGAACUGUUGGUUGUAUUGUUGAAACCGUUGCAAAGAGGAAGUAGAGUUAAUAAAUCCUUGCUAAAAAAACCUACAAACCACAAUGAAAAUGACUGCGUUCAGUUGAUUUUGUUUUGUUACCCUUCCCCUUUUGUUUUUCUUGGAGUUUGAUCAGAGGUUGGAGAACUUUUCACUUGAAAAACAAAGCUUGCUAGUCAAGAUUUGUGCCCGCAUGCACACAGUUUACACAUAGGUUGGUCUGAUUACUCACAUAAAAUAAAUCCUUAUUUAUACUUACAGAAUUUCUCUUUUGUGGUCUGAGCCUAACGGAGCAAUGUCUGAAAGCAGCAGCAAAGCGGUGGAAUUCAUUGCCCCGGCCCCCCCUCCUCCCUCUGCGUCUCCCUGUCCCUCACCCCAGACCCCCCACAAAAAUGUGAACACCCCUGCCAGUUCAGACUCUCACGUGGUGGAGAAGCUCGACGGACACCCUGAGGUCCAACGUCGGCGCCACACGAUGGAUAGAGACUCUAAAACAGCCGAGCACCGUUUCUUCCGCCGGAGUGUCAUAUGUGACUCCAAUGCCACAGCUUUGGACCUGCCCAGCAAAGCAGCCAUGAUACUGUCCUCACCUCCAGACUGUGAAGGGCCACUCACUCUCUACCCUCAACAGCCUGGACCUGGGGUACAGGAUAAAGAACAUGGGAAGGUCCCAGUAGGUCUCUAUGUGCAAAGCCAGACCCUUCAACCUGGGCUUGGUGGGGCAGUUGCAGAGGGGAACAUACAAAACGAGGAAGAUUUACUUGUGGGCAGUAUCACGAUCGCCGUUCCCACCAGUAGCAGUGUUCAGCAUGGUCCAGAUGGGGCAGUAAAAGAUCCCAGCCCGACAGUAUUGGAUGUUACCGCCAAAAUAGUAGGCAAGGAGCCUGACGUGACAUUGCGCCCCAGAGGGUCAGAGGCCACACAACAGGUGAUGAAAGAUGGAAAAGUGAUAGAACAUGUGGAUGAGGGUAGCGUUAGAGAGGAGAAAGAGAGGGAGACGGAGGAGGAGAAGGAGCUAGCGAAAGCACGGGCAGAGCAAAGGGAGGCCGAGAAACGAGUGCAAGACGAUAUAGAGGAAGUGGAGACAAAAGCUGUGGGGACUUCACCAGAUGGACGCUUCCUAAAAUUUGACAUCGAGAUCGGAAGAGGGUCCUUUAAGACUGUUUACAAGGGACUGGAUACAGAGACUACUGUGGAAGUGGCAUGGUGUGAGCUCCAGGAUCGCAAGCUGUCCAAGUCAGAGCGUCAGCGCUUCAAAGAGGAGGCCGGGAUGUUGAAGGGUCUCCAGCAUCCUAACAUUGUCCGCUUCUAUGACUCCUGGGAGGGACCAUGCAAAGGAAAGAAAUGUAUUGUUCUGGUGACUGAGCUAAUGACAUCUGGGACCCUUAAAACCUACCUGAAGCGCUUCAAGGUGAUGAAAAUCAAGGUCCUGCGUUCGUGGUGCAGACAGAUCCUCAAAGGCCUUCACUUCCUGCACACCAGAGCUCCACCCAUUAUUCACAGAGACCUGAAAUGUGACAACAUCUUUAUCACGGGGCCCACAGGCUCGGUAAAGAUUGGGGACCUGGGUUUAGCCACGCUGAAGAGGGCCUCCUUUGCUAAGAGUGUCAUCGGAACCCCAGAGUUCAUGGCUCCAGAGAUGUAUGAGGAGAAGUAUGAUGAAUCUGUAGAUGUCUACGCAUUCGGGAUGUGUAUGCUGGAGAUGGCUACCUCAGAGUACCCCUACUCUGAAUGUCAAAAUGCUGCCCAGAUCUAUAGGCGGGUUACUAGUGGAGUGAAGCCUGCCAGUUUUGACAAGGUAGCCAUUCCUGAGGUGAAGGAAAUUAUAGAUUGCUGCAUCAGAACAAACAAGGAUGAGAGGUAUGCUAUAAAGAUCCUGUUGAACCAUGCGUUCUUUCAGGAAGACACGGGGGUCAGGGUUGAACUGGCAGAGGAGGAUGAUGGGGAAAUGAUUGCCAUCAAACUCUGGCUCAGGAUAGAUGAUGUCAAGAAGCUCAAAGGCAAAUACAAAGACAACGAAGCCAUCGAAUUCUCCUUUGACCUGAACAAAGACGUCCCAGAAGAUGUGGCCCAGGAAAUGGUUGAGUCUGGCUACGUUGCUGAGGGUGACCAUAAGACCAUGGCCAAGGCUAUCAAGGACCGCGUGUCUCUGAUCCGGAGGAAGAGAGAACAGAGGCAGCAGGUACGAGAGGAACAGGAGAAGAGAAAACUGGAGACUCAACAACAACAACAACAACAACAGCAACAACAGCAACAGCAACAACAGCAGCAGCAGCAAGAGUCACUCAAACCUUUACACACACAGGCAGAGACAGAGGAGACGGAAAUGGAGCAACAGCAGCGUCACUAUCAGCAGACCAGCAUCUCACACACAUCUGAAGGAGGUUUAGACAGCGGCACAGGUUCUUCAGUUUUCUCCUCAGACUCCCCCCACUUGGGUCAGCUGGCCAUGACGUACAUCUGCCCCCCUUCCAGCCAGCCCCCUUCCCAGCCCCAACCCCCUCCCUCCUCCCAGCCCCCCUCCCAGCCUCAAACCCCCUACCCCUCUGCUAACCCACAGCAGCACCCAGGCUACGCCCAGCCGUCGCAGUCAAUGCCUGAGUUGCGCCGUCGUCGAAAUCGUAGCAUGUCUGUUUGCGUCCCCCCCUCCUCCUACUCCUUUUCCCAUGUUCUCCGGCCCCUGGCCGUUCCUCCAAAGCAGCCCUCCACCCCUCCUCCAGGCCCGUUCUCCUCAUCCUCUUACACCAUCACCUCCCCCUGCAUGCCUCUCACAGCUGAGAGGGACACAUUCGCUGGGCGCCUCUCCCAGGCCCUGGAGACAGUCCUGCCCCUUCAGUCUGCCUCCUCUCUGCCCAGGGCCAGGCAGCGGAGGGCCAGCCUACCUGCUCUGUUCUCCACCCCUCAGCAUUCAAUGCCACAUCACUACAGUGGAGGAGCAGGAGGAGGAGGAGUAGCAGGAGGGAGUAUUCCCCACUCAACUCUCCCAGACCCCACUACUAUUUUCUUCCCCUCCAUCCCUGAGCGGCCCAUUUCCUUCUCGCCUCCUCCCACUGGGCCUUCUAAGGCCUACAACACCCAGAGACGCAAGAGCACGUCGAUUCUCGAGGCUCAUACCCGACACUUUCAGCCUGCUUACACUCGCUAUGGGAGCAGCCUGCAUCCCUUUUCUGGGAUGGAAGGUGUUGAGACCCCCUCUCUCUUCAUGGUAAAUCCCAGUUUUGCUGCAGCUGCUCAAAGACUUGGUGUUGGGGAGUCGCUGCAUCUCCCAGGACAGUCUGACACAAGUUACAGCUAUAAAGACAUGAGAGCGGAGCAUGAGGAAGCAGUGAGGAGAUUAAGUCUAAGUCAAGCUGCCUUAUUGGACCAUUAUGAAGCAAUGGCAUAUGGAGGAUAUCCAAUGACUGCACACCAGCUUGGCUUCAGUUUUCAUCAGCAGAGGCAAGCAGCAGCUGCUAGUUUGGGUUUUGAUCCUGUUCCGACACCUCAACCCGGGUUCUUGCACCCACACAUCAUGCAGAGACUGAGUGCACACAGCCCAGUUCCUUCACCCUUACCACCCAUGAGUGUGUCCACUGGUGGCUCUGUUUCUUCUUCGUCCUCUGAUGGAUGCUUUCCUCCACCACAUCAUGCUUCCUCUUCAUCUUUCCCUAUUUCUGCACCUCCAGUAAUGACUGACACCCCACCAUCAACUGGAAGUGUGUUUGAGUUCCAUUUAGCUGCAGCCGCUGCUGCAGCUGCUGCUGGAGACCCAAGCCUGCUGGCAUCCAGACUUUACCGGGCCCGAAGGAGCUCCAUGGACCUCCCUCUAGAAGACACCGGAGCUGGAUCAGGUGGUUCAGGCACGUACAGCCGUCUCCAGCCAGUUACAGAAGAGCUGUACUCAUACGUCAGUCCCGAGCUCCCCUUACCUCCAGGAAGUCUUCUACUUCACCACUUGGGUUUAACCACAAAAGACAGAAGCCCAGAACCUUCUAGUGACUCUUUAGCCUCCUCUGACGCCGGGGAGUUCCAGUCACCUCCUCUCCUUCCUCCAUUUGAUUCCUCAGCUGCUCAGUCCAUCCCUCACUCAUCCUCCGCUGCGCUCUACGAUUCAUCCGGCGGAGUGUUUUCCAUAGAUCCCCAAGGACAUCCACCCUCCAUGCCUAGCUUUCUACCUCCCACUCCAUCCUCCGAGCUCCAGCUUGGGGGAACAUCAUCUACUCAGCUGGAGUCUCUGAUCCAGAAUGCCUGGGCCCGGCAUGGCGGGGUGAUACCAGCCCAACCCGAUAUGACAUACCAUGAGUCCUUGCUGGCCAUGCAGGCCGCUAACCCCACUCUGCCGAAGGUUCAGGCUCCCACGUCCCAGCCCUCUCCAGGACCCCCUCUGGUCCCUGCCUCCAACCAAGCAGGUCCCCCAGGGACCCCCCAACAGGUUUCAUCUAGUCAGAGUAGUACAUCUCUUCAAAGCCCCACACAUACAUCUAUGCCGCAGGCGUCUGCACAGCCCAGUGUAACUCCAUCUGCCGUUUCCUUGGUGACCCUGCCCACUCCGUCGCCAUCCCUCCCUGUUACCAUGCCGGCAGCGGUUGUGGCUUCCCCUCCCUCUCCUCUGCCUCUCCCUGUUGGGGUGGUGUCUACUAUUGUUUCCCCUCCUCCUCAUCCUGUGCCCACACCUGUGCCUCAGCCAUUGGCCACCGUGGUGCCAAUCAUCAGUGUAGUCACCGCCCCACCCGAUACUCCCAUGGAAGCCCCUCCCCAGUCUGUCUCUCAGUCUUCAGAGCUGUCCCAGUCACAACUACAGCCACCUCAAGUUCUCUCAUCUAUAGAGAGUGGCCACUCUGAGACUUCAGGUCUGAGUGACGGGAACGAGGGAGGAGGAGGUCGCCAUGAAGGUCGCUCCACCAAGCGACAUCAGAGACGUUCUGUACGAAGUCGAUCACGCCAUGAGAAGCUUUCCAAGGCGAAACUCAAUGUUCUCAAUAUCUCCAACCGAGGAGAUAGGGUUGCAGAGUGUCAGCUGGAGACACACAAUAGGAAGAUGGUGACUUUCAGGUUUGACCUGGAUGGAGACAACCCCGAGGAGAUCGCCAUGAUCAUGGUCCAAAGUGAGUUUAUUCUGGAGAGUGAGAGGGAGUCGUUCAUUGAGCAGGUCAGAGAGGUGAUAGCGAACGCUGAUGAGAAGGGUCUGGAGAGAGACACAAAUAGCCAGAUGGCAGGUGAUAUGGAGCAGCAGAUUCCUGCUAUAUCUGCCCCCAUGCCAGACAUUCCUCCCUGUGCAACAGCACAAGUGGUCCAUUCAGCAGGCCGACGGUUCAUCGUCAGCCCAGUACCUGAAGCCAGGCUGAAGGAACAAAGGUUUCCCACCUCUCCUGCCCCUGCACCUCCUGUUGAAACAGUUCCUCAGACUGCAGGCCAAGGUUUGGCAUUGUCCCAGUCUGCCGGAGCAAUCAGCUUACAACAAGCCUUCUCUGAGCUCAGACAGAACCAGGCUCAGUUUGAUGCCGGACCCAGCACGGCCCCAGCUUCUGUCUACUCCACCCAUCCUCCUCUACAGCCUGCAGCAGCUUCUGUUCCAUCACAGGCCAGCACAGUCACUCCUGCUUUGGAUGCGAGUGCUGGACUUGUCCCUUCUAAUUUAAACCAGGCACAGGAGCAGGUCUUGGAGCCUUCUCUUUCUCCCCCUUCAUCCUCCUCCACCCCCUCCUCUGUGCCCGCUGUCUGUCUCAGCCCUCCUUGUUCCUCUUCCCCUCCUCCUCCUACUGUCAUAACUCAGUCCAUCCUUCAGUCACAGGUACUUUCCCAGGUGCCCCAACCGCAGGGACUGGUGCAGGUCCAGGGACAAGCACAACAGCCCCAGGCUUUCACCCAGCCUCAGUCUCAAACUAUUUCUGCUGUCAUUGCUCCUUCAGUACCUUCCAUUUUACCAUUGGCCAGCAUCUCUGGCAUCCCCCAAACAAUGCUCACCUCUCCUCCUCCCGCCCAGACUGUUCCGCUUGUAUCCUCCCCUCCCUCCUCCACUCUAACAGCCAGCGAAGUCUCCUCUGAUCAUCAGUCAGUCUCUCCCACCUCCUUCUCCACUCCUUCCCUCUCCUCCUCUGUCAUCCCCACUACUGCCAUCCCAGGCCCCCAGCUUGCUCCCUCCGCCGCCUCCCACCCCACUCCCCCCUCCUCCUCCUCCGAAGUGGGGCUCCUGCCGGUGACAACCAAUGUUCCUUCAGUCCAACCAACCUUGGUCCACUCCCAGCCGCAGACAGCAGCCCUGCCUGGGCAGGUGCACACACACUGUGGGGAAUGUGAUGCAAGGUGUGAGGCAUCCAUUGAUUCCCAAGGCAAACCGGACGACAUCCAAGUUCUGGAGAAGAAGCUGCGGUCACUCUUCAUGGACCUCGGUGGAGGGGUGCCAUCGUCCCAGGGAGACAUCUUAGCUGCUGACCCUACUUCCGGAGCCCACGUAGCAGGCACCUCGUCCCCGAUUGGCCCCUGCUCUACCUCCAGCACAUCUGUCACUGCAACUGGCUCCAGCCCGCCAGCCAAUCCUCCUCAGCCCCCCACCACCCUAGCUCUGAUGUCCCCUGCUCCAAUCCAGGGCCCUGGAACACCAAUCUCCACCCCUGCACCGAUCGUUUCUACAGUCAUCCCUGCUUCAUCCUUUGGCCAGACCACUCCAUCCAAACCCCCCUUAUCCAGGGCACCGGCCAGUUCUCCUCCUUCAGAACUCCUGCCAUCUUUCCCUGGACCUUGUCUAACACAGUCCCAGCAGCCUCUGGAGGACCUAGAUGCUCAGUUGAGGCGAGCACUGAGCCCAGAGACGGUUUCCGUCAGCGCACACCCACAGGCCUCUCACAGUGGCAUGCCUUCAGUGGGACAAAUUCCCUUCUCUCUGGAGGAAGAAACUGUGUCCUCUGCUGGUCCUGCAAUUAAACUGGGAAGAUUUCAGGUCUCGUUGGCUGCUGAAGAGCCUCCUGUCAAACGCCCGGCCUGCACGGAGUCUUCCUCCACCACCUCCUCCUCCUCGUCUUCUUCCUCCUCGUCCUCCUCCAGUCUCUCCAGUCCGGAGAAUACACUGCACAAGGAGUCCUCGUCUCCUCUGAGAGGGGGAGGAGGACAACGAGGAGAUGUAGUGGACGGACUCCCCCAAAGGACUCUGGGAGGGUCUCACCACCCCUCCCCCCUCACUUCACCCUGUCCCUCCCCUAAACCCACCACUACCAUUGGACGCUUCCAGGUUACCACCAGCCCCGAGGCCCGUGUUGGUAGAUUUUCAGUCAGUCGUGCCCAGGAGCAGAACCUUGAGUCCAGGCAGACGCCUCCCCCCGCCACCCGGGCUGCUAACGGACCCAGUGAUCCUGGUCCGAUUUUGAGUCCAGACUCCACUCAUAAAGCUUCGCUGCCAAAUCUAAACAACAACUCCUUCAAUAACUCCUACAUCAGCAGUGACAAUGACUCCGAAUUUGAGGAUGAAGACUUUAAACGGGAAGUCAGUCGCCUCAGAGAAAAGCACAUGCGUGAGAUUCAGGCCCUCCACUCCCGCCAGAAGGAGGAAAUUGACUGUCUCUUUACCAAGCUGGGAAAGGUUCCUCCAACUGCAGUGCUCCCUCCAGUUAUAGCCUUGACUGGCAGAAGGAGACGACCUACCAAAAGCAAAUCCUCUAAAUCGUCCAGAACCAGCUCCACGCACAGCAGCAAGAGUCCGUUACAACCAGGCAGCACUUUAUCCGCCCAGAGCGUCCCCACCAUGUACCCCGGCCAGCUGGCUCUUUUAGCCCCAGGAGGAUUAGCCGAUUCGGGCAGCAGUACUCUGCUCCAGCCACUCAAACCCUCUCCCUCCAGCAACAACCUGUGUUCAGCCUACACCAGCGAGGCGGCGCUCUCUGUGCCCAGCCUAUGUGCUCCCACCCCAGGCUGUGUAAAGUUCAGCUGGGGUUCGGAGCGUUUGGCCUUCAAGCCUGGCAGCAGGAGGACGCGCUUUCUGAGUACGCCCUGCUUGGCUCUUUGGAAGAUGGUGAAAAAAGUCUGCCCCUGCAACCAGCUCUGUAGGACUAACAGCACCAAUGCCGUGAGUGGUUCAGGAGGUUUGGGUCACAGCCAGGGGGGUUCUCAAUACCUGCCCCCCAACAUGUCAACCCCCCACCAGAGGAAAGGAACCUUCACCGAUGACCUUCAUAAACUGGUGGACAACUGGGCCAGAGAUGCCAUGAACCUCUCACAGGGGAAGAGGAGUGCCAAACAGUUGCAGCAGGCCCCAGCACAGGGACACAGCUAUGAGGUUAUCCAGUCAGCCAGUCUGAGUAGGAAGUACUCUGCUCCCAGCCAGCUGUGUACCAGCAGCAUUGGAGGUUCAGCCCACCUCCCUACUAACGCCACCACCGCUACCUCUAUGGCCACUCGCAAGGGCUCCCUGUGCCACCCCCCUGUCUCCUCCACUCCAUCUCAACCCCAACCUCCCCAGUUCAUCAACUACACCCCAACCGCUGCCUACAGCGCACAAUGGUCCGGUCCGGCUCACGGCCUGUCGACCCCACACCAGGGCCCAGCACAGCCUGGGCCUCUGCUGGUCAGUACCUCCCAGCCCCUGGGUCCCUACCCCACCACGGUUGGUGGACAGGGCCAGAUUUCCGGGCAGGGGCCGCUCCAGGCUUUCCAUCUGACCAACACUCUGCAAAAGUCGGUCAGCAACCCAGGAGGACCCAACCUGAGGACCACGUAGGGCUGGGGGUGAGGGCUGGUUUGAAUCACGGCCCGACUGGACUGGACAGGUGUGGAACAGAGUGUUACUUGGGCUUGAUUGGCCGGAGAGGAUGGAAGAACUGCAGAAGCGUGGUGAGCAAGGAGUUUGAAGUGACAGAAGCUGACCUGUUCAAGAGGAGAAAAGAAAAAUGGAAAGGAAGAGGAGAGAAGAAAUCAGGAAUGCGAUGUGGCCAUCUCCACAGUUCACAUAACCUCCCCCUCUGCUGUGUUUGACUGUGGGCUUGUAACAGCUGGCCAAAUGCUCAAGGAUAAUGGAAAAGACUCAUGAGUGCAAUGUUAAAAGGCCAAAGAGGUUGUGACAGGAUGUGGGAUUGGUGUUAAUAACUGUUUGUGUGUAAGGCAUUGUGCAUAGGCACGCUCACAUUUGUUCCUCUUCAAUUUUUAAAUUGAUGAACAACUCUAGGUCACACCAUCACCCUUGUGAGAUAGUAGAGGGGAGAUGUUAUAUCAGGUUGAGUGCGGGGGGGUUCACACAGCACCUCUUAAAAGCGUAUAAUGCUGAAGCUUAAAGUAUUUCUAACUUUUAGCUCUCGGACUGAGUAUUAAUCCUUAAGUUCUCAUCGAAGACAGAAACAUGCAACAAUGCAGUUUUCCCAAAUUUAAUACAGAAAAGACUUUGGCAUUCUUUAAAGAAGUAACUGGUGGAUACAGAGGAGAGCAUGGAUGGCCAUCGCGUUAGGGUUGUCUUUCUUAGUGGUCAUUGUCAACAUCAAAUGAUGCACAAGAGGGCUGUAUCACUCUGAAAGCAAGCAGUUUAUCUUAAGUUCAGGAAUCGUUUUUUUCUUCAGUAUUCAGAAUUUGAAAAUUUUCAUUCAAAGCACAAAACAAUCCGAAACAAAUAAUACGCACAUUGAGAAUUUGAACGGCUGCAGCUGAGCUGACCUCGAGCGUGGUUUAGAGUAGGUAUUGUCCAGCACUUGGCGGAGUUUUGACUCGUCAGCUUGAGAAAAUUUCUGACUUCUGCGACCUGUGUCUUGUUCCUCCCUUGUUCUGACAAAGCAUUCAAACAGAUGGAGAGAGAUGGAGGAGAGAAACUAGAUGAAGAGGGAGGGGAAGCAUGAGUGUUUAUGUUAAAUAACAGUCAAACACCUCAUCUGUUUCAUGUUCCACUGCUUAUUUUAGGAACAUACUGGCUGUGUGCACCACUGCUACAGUGCUGAAUGCACAUUGACAGAUGCUUCUAAACACCAAACACCUCUUCAUCAUCACGACUCCACCUCUUCCUCCAUUCCUCUCUCCGCCUCUCUGUUGCCAUUUGAAGCAAUAACAGCAGAAACCUUUCAGAGGGGGGGAUAAAAACCCAAACAUGAGAGAACUCACCGGAAAUAAGUGGCCUUGUUAUCAGAAUAAUAUAGAGUCCCUGUACAGUUUGUGUCUCCGUUUAUUUUUUAGAAUGUCAGCUAUGAUGAUUCCAUUUUGUUGUUUUAUUAUGAUUUUGUUUUGGUGGUUUUGUUUUGCUUGCUGCCCCCAGCAAGCACACUCUCUCACUCACACACACACACACACACACAGAGUGCAUGAGACAUUCAUUUAAAUACACAUGCCUACAUACACACACAGUCAUGCACAGACUUAUGUAAAUACACGCGCAUUGUUGGACGCGUAGCAGAUGUUUGACAUAGUUUCAGAGACUAAUGCCUUAGUUCUUAGUUUCAUCAUGAGGUUGGUUUCAACAAUUGUGUUGAAAUGAUUGCAAUGUACAUUAUUGUCAUAAUUAUUGUUGUUAAUGAUUAUUGUUCUAUUUAAAAAGAAACAAAAACAAGAACAUGUUCUGUCGAUGGACCUGUUAUAUGCGCACAUCAGUGUACGAUGUGGAAACACUGUGAUUACUGUUGUUUAUUAUUAGCAAAUGUUGUUGGACAACAUUAGUUUUAGGGUGAAAUGUCAGAAAUUAAAAACAAAAGCAUACAGAGAACGGUUUGGGGUCCUUUCACUUUCAAUUCACUGCUUACAGCAAAUGGAUUCUCAACAAAAUGUGAAAAUUUAAAAUCCCUCUUUUCAAUAACUGUCCUCGCAAUCACUUACUGAGGAUGUGAUCCAAAACAAAUGCCUUACUAACAACUAAUCGACUGCAGUUUUAGUUCAUCUUUAGAACUGAUUGAAUUGAAAGUCGAAACUGACAUCCAAGCCCAAUUAUAAAGACAAACCGGGGUGAAUGGCAGGAUAGAUAUUUAGAUAAUAAAGUAAUGCUAGCUAUUUUUUUCUUAAUACAGUUCUUGUAUAUCAGACACUUUAAAUAGCCCUCCUCUUCCCUUUCUCCCUGGUUUUGUUAGAUGAAUGUGAAUGUAUAAACCAAUGGUGUCCAUUUUAAUGUACUUGAAAAAAAGGUCUGUCUUUUAUUUUCACUUCGUUUCUUUUGCUUUCCCCCUCUCCCUAGAGCCUCUGGUUAAUACUGGAGGUACUUACUAGUGCCUUGCAUCCUUCCUGUUGCUUGUUUCGUUGUGGGGAUUGAGGACUUGGGUUAAAGUAAGCACAGUUGACAGCAGAUGUGGAGAGUUUUGGGUGGUGUCACUUUGAAGUCAGUGGUGAUGAUGGUGGUGACUGGACUUGGUGUUAGUGGAGAAGGCAUGCAGUAUUUUUGGUCGAGAUGCAGUAAUAAUAGUUGUUUUAGUUGUCAGCUGCUGCUGUGUGCGCUACAGCUGGUUUCUGGUUAGUUCUCCUUGAUUUCAGCUAAUUGAGAGUGUAUUUUCCCCAGGUUGGAUUUAAAAAAUGAAAAUAACUGUUAACAAGACAAACUUAGCUGAGAAUUGAUAGAAAGAUGAAUUGACCUUAACUCUGCUGCCAUUUAAGCCAAUGAGAUUGACCACUUAAGAUUGAAAAAGGCACCAUUUGAAGUCAGUGCUGUUUCUGGGAGGUGACUCCCAUUGCUGUGCUUUACAUACACGUGAGGUUACACCACAACAUUAUGAAAGAUGAGCCGAACAUUAGUCUAUCAUUGCCUUUUUUUUUUUUCUCUCCAGUAUUUAAAAUGUAGAUAUUGGGGGAUAUUUUUCUGGUUUUAAGAAGGGAGUUACUGAAUAUUGUAUUUGGACCACUCUACUUCAGAGGCACUGGCCCAGGUGCAGGAUGCUUUCAGUAGAGGACACAUUGGUACAGCGAACAAAAGUUAUUGUCUUUUAAUGUUCUUUUAAUUACAAAAACAAAUGAUGAUGCUAUGACCUCUGGAUUAAAAAACAUCUCCUGCCCUGGUUAUGAGCACAAUUUGAUUAUUAUUCAGUGAAUAGUGAGUGCAGACAUUUGCCACAGAGAAACAGCGCACUCUGUUUUGUUUUGCUGAAAGUACUAUAUAAGGCACAUCUUCUAUAUACUUUACAUGGAUUUGCAGUCAAAUGACCACAACGUAGUGAAACGGCAGCCUCAAACUGAGCAGAGUGACUAUAGAGCCAUGACCACAUGCCCAAAAAAAUAAUUACCAUGAAGUAAUUAUGCAAUUACAGACUUUAAAGGCCCUGAAAACUUUAUAAAUAUUUUAGAUAUAUCAUAUUGGUAGUAACUUUUUCCCACUGAGCCCCACCCACUUCAAAUCAACGAAGAAAUACAGAAAUCUCUGAUGUACAAUAACCAAAGCUGUCCAAACUUUGGCAUAAAAUAGUGUUUUCUUGUAGGGACCCAUCACUCGUAGAAAGAAGAAAAUAUUUUUUCAGGGCCUUUAAGUGUUAACAGCAGCGUAAAAUAAAAAGUAUUAAGAAUCAAAGAACAUAGGCUGCGAAUGCUUACAGCAUUACAGCAAUAUACAGACUCCAAAGAUGCAUAUUAUAGAAUUUGAUUGAUUUUGGAUCGCUUGUAAGUCAUUGGCUAAUCUUCCAAGAGUCCACAAACUCCACAUUAUAGGAGCCAUCUUGCCCCUUAAGUCUAGCCCAUUGUUGUCCAAUUUUAUUUUGCUAUCUAACCUUUUUAUAAUCAAAAAGCCAUUACGAGGCCAGCCGAACUCUACUGUCUUUUUAACAGAUUUGGCUGGGAAUGCCGCCUCCUCUGAGAAUUGCUGCUAUCGGACAAAAAUAAAUAAAUUCUGCUAAAGGUAUGAAAACUGUCUCAUCCUCUCCUAUUCCCACUGUAUGUAUCCGAAGCUGCACCAUUGGGGUUUAACAGCAUUUAAUAGUCACAGAAAUCACUAUGUAAACCAAAAAUUAAAAAAAUAGAUAUUUUAACAUAAGGGCAUCAGACUGCUGGAGGUGUUGGUGGUGGUGAUAACGGCAGUGGUGGUUAAAAUGACUGUGAGCACAGUGGUGGUUAUGAUGAUUGUACUGGUGAUGAUGGGGGUUAUGAUGAUGAAAGUAAUGUUGAUAAUGGACUUAUGGUGGUUUUGGAUUCAAGGCUUUGACACCCUGUCCUCUUUUCUUUCUCAUAUCUGGUACAAACUUUGACAUUCACUUAAAAAUGUCUUCUUAUUUUUUGCUUAGAAUGGGUGUUCUGGAUUCACAUAAAAACACAAAAAGGUAACGCGUGUGUAACGUUUGUACAAAAACCCUGAUUGCUUUUGCCUCUUUUAAGAGAGAUUUUCCAUUUCUCAUGAAUAAUAAUGCAACAUUUUUUUUACUACUUGGCAAGUUUGGUUGAAGCUGUGAAUAAUCAUUGAGCCACUUUGCUUAAGUUCUGGUUAUGAUCAUUCUGUUUAUCAUGAUCUGUUAAAAGAAGUCAAACCUUUAAUGAUGCCACCAACUCAGUGCCAUUUGAUGUUUUGUCAAUGGAGUGGAAACAUCAGAGAUAAAGAAUUAAAAGAGAAAAUUUAGUGUAUUUACCUGCUUUUACUCACUGGAGCUGUUACAUUUGCCAGGUAACAACCUGGAUUUUCACUUUGCCAUUGCUCGAGCCUCGGAUGAUUUCCACUGUAGGAGUUUGAUAACAUUUUGCUGUGUCUCCACUUAGGCUACUUUCAAUGGAUUGCAAUGCAAUAUUAUUUAAUGUUACAGUAUGCUAUCAAGCUCUGAGGUUGCAUGCUGUAGGGCUCUUACUUUAUUAAAGCUCUGGAGUUAAACUAGGGUGCAAUUAUUUUAAAGAGUUGGAGUGGAGAACUCUUACUGUGAAAGGCUUGAGAGUUAUCUAGUGUGCAGGCACUCUUAUUGUGAAGUUACCUGAGGUUCAAGUAGGAUUCUCUUUCUGGUGACACACUUACAGUGUAGCAAUAGAUGUUUUUAACUCGCUUGCAUUAGAUUCAGUUUCUGUUUUGACAGUUUCAGGACUCGCUAACCUUUUUAUGCUUUUUACUGUAGAAGUGCCCACAUGUAAUAUAUAAAAAUGCCUUUCAGUGCACCAACAGAUCAACACACACACAUACAGAUUCAUUCAGUUCAAUUCUACUUGCUAUUUCGUGUAGCUUGCUCCUGUGGAAUUAUGUCGAGUCUCGAGCACAGCAACAGUUUCUACAGACUGUUUGUCUCAACGUUUUAAUUAUGUUUUUGGUCUCACUGAUGCUUUCAUGUUUUAUUUUUUAUUUCUCACUUGUUUUAUCAGCAGUUUUAAUGUCUGUAGCGGCACCUAACUAAAUUCAGUGUUUUCAUUUUUCUGUAUCGUGUUUGACAUUGUACAAAGUUAUUGGAUUAAAAACAUACAAGGAUAAAUGAAUGAAAGAGAAAGCAAAAUAAAAUACAUGUAGGGAGUCAUCGGCAGCCUUUAAAGGUAUGUUUUGCACUAAGUAUAGAGUGUUCAAGCUUCAUAUUAAAAAAACCUUGCGCUUUGCGCUACAAUACAAUGAACUUUGUUACUUUAUUUGUAAAAACUUAAUAAAUAAAAGUUGUUCAAAUGAA